ACGACAACCUGAAGGGCCAGCUGCUCUCCGAUCCGUCCAAGACCAUCGAGCAUGGGAAAUUUCAUGCAUUGCAAGGACGGUAUAUGGUCUGGCGAUGAUUUUACCAAGUGUUUUCGACGGGACUACGGCGACGUGUUCAUACCUCUCUUGCUCAUUACAUGCUCUCUACUGCUCCUAAUUCUCAGGGCUGUGCGAACAGCAUGGCAAUCACUCUCGGCGCACCGAUACCACCCUCUACUGUCGACCGCCGAAGACGAAGAAGAUUACGCAUCCGAAUCCGAAGAUGAGUUUGACGAAGUUGCACCAGAAACAGACGAACAAAUAGAGGCUUCAGAGGAUAAGCCAUGGGGAAGACAGGUCACUGUGGUUCUGGAGCUGUUGUUGGCAUUGGGAUUAAUGGGAGUGCACCUUGCUGAGCUCAUUUUACGCACAGAAGGAAAGUGGAAGAAGAAUGGGUGGAAGCCAAUUGGAGGGUUGAUUGCAUGGUCAUAUGUGGCUGUGGUGGUCCUUACACGACUAUUCGCACCUAAAUGGUCGAGAAAGCAGAGCCCAAGCUUGUGGUACCACACCCUCUUGAUCUACCUCCUGCACUUGCCUAUCGUGUUCUUCGAAGCAAGGUCGGCUGUCAUUCAUACGAUCUCUGAAACGAAGUUCGUCCUUAUUUUGCAUCAGUUUGCUAUGGUCACUGGACUUUGUGUGAUCGCUUUGACGCAGCGCAUCGGAAAUGAGCCGGUCAAGUCCUACAGUGGAGGCGACCUCGAGCCUAGUACCGAGCCUCUCGCCUCUGUCUUCUCGACCUUCACCUUCAGUUGGGUCAAUGCAAUCAUCUACAAGGGCUUCCGCAAAUCGCUACAGAUGAGUGACGUUUGGGAUCUCCGCAGGGAUGACCAUGCUUACCAGGUUGUGAAUGCAUUCCGCAAGACCAAGAGAGCAUCUUCCCUUGCUUGGACUUUGAUUAGGUUUUUUGACAGGUAUCUGUGGGCACAGACGUUCUGGGCCCUUGGCUACUCGCUCCUUACCUUCGCUCCUGUGCUCUGCUUGAAGCAGAUUCUCGAGCUGGUAGACAAACCUGAAGGAACGUCUCGUGAGUUGCUGUGGCUGUACAUCAUCGGGUUGUUCGUGGGAACAGUCGCUUGCAGUAUUGGUAACGGUCAAGCUUUGUACAUUGGUCGCAGAAUCUGUAUUCGACUCCGUGCCAUCAUCAUCGGAGAGGUUUACAGCAAGGCAUUGAGGAGGAGAGAUGUAGCAGCCGCGGCUGCGGCCGAGGCUAAAGAUCUCGAAGACAUAGACAAAAGCAAGGAUGAUAAGGACAAGAAGGAGGAGACCGCUGACCCGGCAAAUCACGGUGCUAUCAUCAACUUGAUGGCUGUUGACGCAUUCAAAGUGGCUGAAAUCUGCGCGUACUUGCAUUACCUGACGGCUGGUGUUCCUAUCCAGAUCAUCGUCGCCAUCUUCCUUCUCUACCGUGUGCUCGGUUGGUCUGCCAUUGCAGGUGUUGCCAGCAUGUUCUUGCUUAUGCCGCUGAACUACUACAUCUCACGCACCUUCAGCAAGAUUCAAGGAGAGCUCAUGGCUGUCACGGACAAGAGAAUCAACACAAUGAACGAGAUCAUGUCCAGUAUUCGUAUCAUCAAGUACUUUGCUUGGGAGGAGCGCUUCUUCGCUCUUGUGGACGAGACCAGAAGAGCUGAGUUGAAGCAGCUUGCUAGACGUUUCACGUUCUGGUGCUUCGCCGGACUUGUAUUCUACGCGUCGCCGAUUAUCAUCACUUUGGUAACCUUCUUUGUGUACACAAAGAUUGCUCAUCAAGAGCUUACUGCACCGGUGGCUUUUACAUCUCUGUCCCUAUUCAAUGUGUUGCGCAUUCCUCUCGAUCAGUUGGCUGAUAUGCUCACCAAUGUUCUUCAGUCCAAGGUCUCGUUGAAUCGUGUGGAGAAGUUUCUUGAUGAGGAGGAGACCCUGAAGUACGAGCAGCUGAGCCAACAGCUGCACGACGAACAGGGCCCAUUUGUUGGGUUUAAGAAUGCUAACUUUACAUGGGCAAGCAAGGCGGAACUUGAACGAGAAGGUACUCUGGUCGCUGGCAAAUCUGCAUUCCAACUUCGAGAUUUGAACGUUCGCUUUCCUUCGGGCGCACUCAGUUUGAUCGUUGGACCUACCGGAAGUGGCAAAAGUUCCCUUCUUAUGGCCUUGCUAGGUGAGAUGACACCCAUCGACGGUGAGGUCUACCUCCCAGGUGGUGGCCGACCACGUGAACAAAUGGUUAUUGACCCACAAACUGGACUUACUGAGUCCGUUGCCUACUGCGCUCAGCAAGCAUGGCUCCUCAAUGACACGAUUCGUAACAACAUCCUCUUCGCAAGUCCAUACAACAAGAAGAGGUACAGCGCAGUUAUCCGUGCUUGUGCCUUGACUCGCGAUUUGGAAAUCUUGAAUGCUGGUGAUCAGACUGAAGUUGGUGACAAGGGUAUUGCAUUGUCUGGUGGUCAGAAGCAACGUAUUUCUCUUGCGAGGGCUUUGUACUCGAACUCUCGCUACAUCUUGCUAGAUGACUGUCUCAGCGCUGUUGAUUCCCACACGGCUCAGUGGAUUUACGCGAACUGCAUUCUUGGAAAGUUGAUGGAUAACCGUACGCAAAUCCUGGUUACCCAUAAUGUCUCCCUCUGUUUGCCUGGGGCGUCACACGUGGUCGUCAUGGAUAAUGGAGUGGUGAAGGCUCAGGGAACCCCGGAACAGAUGGUCGACUUGGGCGUCCUUGCGGACGAUGAAGAGUUGUUGAAGGCAUCCGUCUCUCGCGACCCAUCGCGUGCUACUUCAAGACUGCCUUCGCGUGCGCCUUCGGUCAUGGAGAUCAACGAGGUCAUCGAGGAGCAAGAAGGUGCUAGACAUGACGCAAUGGAGGCUAAGAAGGACGAGGACAAACAUAAAGCGCCAGUAAUGCUGACUCAGGAGGAGACAAAAACUGAAGGCUCUGUUAGUCGGGAGGUGUACUUCGUGUACGCUAAGGCGAUGGGAGGCUGGGGUUACUGGAUGCUGCUCCUCCUGUGCUUCCUCUUGUGCCAGCUCGUUAAUGUCAGUCAGAGCUAUUGGAUCAGAAAGUGGGCUGCAAGUUAUGACACGGCGGACUCAUCCGCAGUCAAGACCACUUACGCCUCUAAACCGGUCGGUGCAAGCAGGCAUGUUGCUCGGGCCGAGACACAGAUCUCGUUCAGUACGGUCGGCGCGUACUUCCAUCAGGAGACGCCGCUGGUGGAAGCUUUGACCCAGAGCAUCGACCUGAAUUACUAUUUGGGUGUCUACGCUGCCCUUGCAUUUGCUUAUAUGAUCGCUACAUUCAUGAGGAUGGCUGUUGUGUUCUAUGGGAGUUGGUGUGCAUCUGGCCGUUUGUACAACGACAUGUUGCAUGCUGUGAUGAGUGCUAAAGUCCGCUUCUUUGACUCUACCCCUCUUGGUCGAAUCAUGAACCGUUUUAGCAAAGACAUCGAAACGGUUGACCAGGAGCUUGCUGUCAUGGCCAUGGCCUUUUUCAAUGACGUUUUGAGUGUGACGACGGUCGUCAUCCUGAUUACGGUCAUCACUCCUGGGUUCUUGAUUGCUGGUGUGUUCAUCACAAUCCUGUACGUUGUGAUCGGCGUGCUUUACCUUAGGACGUCCAGAGAAUUGAAGCGUCUCGAGUCCAUCUCCAAAUCACCUAUCUACCAGCACUUUGGGGAGACUCUUGCAGGAAUUUCCACAAUUCGUGCGUACGGAGAAGAAAGGCGGUUCAUUCGGGAUAACCUCAAGAAGGUCGAUGGCAACAACCGUCCAUUCUUCUACUUGUGGGUUACGAACCGAUGGUUGAGUAUCCGCGUCGACGCUGCAGGAGCAUUGGUGGCUUUCUUUGCAGGUGUGCUCAUCGCUUUGAACCUUGACAGACUUGAUGCAGGUUUGGCUGGAUUGUCGUUGACCUAUGCCAUCACGUUCACUGAGCACAUGCUUUGGGUUGUUCGUUUGUAUGCGGUGAACGAGAUGAACUUCAACUCGGUGGAACGUAUUCGCGAAUACCUUCAUGUAGAGCAGGAAGCCUCGAAGAUUGUCGAGAACCACCGGCCACCGUCUGACUGGCCCCAAAAGGGAACUGUCAUGGUUAAGGACCUGGAACUCAAGUAUGCCCCGGAACUCCCUCCUGUGAUCAAGGGAGUUUCGUUUGAUGUGCCUCCAGCCUCGAAGGUUGGUAUUUGUGGGCGUACAGGUGCUGGAAAAUCAACUAUCGCAAGUGCCUUCUUUCGUUUCCUUGAGCCAACUAAAGGAAGCAUCACCAUUGAUGGCGUGGAUAUUUCCACGAUCGGUCUCACUGACCUGAGAAAUGCCCUCACCAUCAUUCCUCAGGAUCCCACUCUUUUCGCGGGCACAAUUAGGUCAAAUCUCGACCCCUUCAACCACUUCUCCGACGAGCAAGUCGCUGAAGCGCUGCGCCGUGUGCAUCUGGUUGGAGAUUCUACCGAGGCUGACGGUAAUGGCAUCAACGCCAACGUGUUUGAAGAUCUCUCAUCUGCCGUCUCUGAGGGUGGAGGCAAUCUGUCACAGGGACAGAGGCAAUUGAUGUGUGUGGCCCGCUCACUUUUGAAAGCACCUCGCUUGAUUCUCAUGGAUGAAGCCACUGCAUCCAUCGACUUCGCUACCGACGCGAAGAUCCAGACGACAAUCAGAUCCGAAUUCAGUGGCUCAACGAUCUUGACCAUCGCACAUCGUCUCAGGUCAAUCAUCGAUUACGACAAAGUAAUGGUGCUGGAUCAUGGUGAAUUGAAAGAAUAUGAUCACCCGCACGUACUGAUCCAGGACGAGGGAAGUAUUUUUAGGAGUAUGUGUGAACAAUCUGGAGAGUUUGAGGCUUUGCGUGAGAUGGCCGAGGAGGCUUACCGCAAAAGUCAGGUUGAUGAAGCAUUGUUGGUGGAUAUCCAUUCGGCGGCAUAG
Molecule: messenger RNA, 4953 nt
Organism: Saitoella complicata NRRL Y-17804
Lineage: Eukaryota; Fungi; Ascomycota; Saitoellomycetes; Saitoellales; Saitoellaceae
Exons: 2
Coding region: 52-4953 (1633 amino acids)
Biological process (GO): transmembrane transport
Cellular component (GO): fungal-type vacuole; fungal-type vacuole membrane
Molecular function (GO): ATP hydrolysis activity; ATP binding; ABC-type peptide transporter activity
Source: RefSeq, a predicted model, not a curated record